AUGUCCAAUCCUUCCAUCUCUGCAAUUAUGUCGGCAGACUCAAUGUCUGACAAAAUGAAUUUGGAAAUGUCCAACAUUGCUAGCAUUUUUGAGUAUGAUUCCUCCCAUCUAUCGGCAAUCUGGACUGAGCUGGAGACUUCAAAUCUCACUUUACCGCAAAGAACCCACCAGAUCAUCGGCAAGUACUUGAACUGGGAAGGAGAGUCCUUCACUUUGCCGUGGAUGUCCUUUUGUGCAGGGAUGUCCAUCAGCCCACCGCUGUCAAGAAAUCUCCGAUUCUUCAUUGGUGUGCUGUCCAUGAAACAGGUCGAACUCCUCAGCAAUUAUGAGGAGGUGUAUGAUGCCUUCAUGACCUUGCCGGCUGCGCCACCUGGACCGUGGCAGAAGGGUCGAAUGGCCCGGACAUAUUGGACACCAUGGUGGAUGGAAUUAGCUGACCUGAAGGCUGACCAGGACUUCUUCAACACUUAUCCAAAUUGUGUUGAGGUUCAGGACAUAAUCGGCGAACAUUUUAAACAAUUGCCAAAGGGAAAGAUUCUCAUCAUGCCAGCAAUGUUCGCUCACCUGAUGUCCACGCCAGUUGCACAGCAACUGUCUACCAUCCACGCCGAGGUGCUGCAUGAAGGCCAACUAAUUGUCAAGAUGCUGGAAGACAAAGUGAUUGAGGCCAAAAUGGUCGCCGCCACCAUGUUUUGCAUGGACACCACAUUAGGACAGGACAUCGUCAAUGCCAUCACUGCCACUGAAAAACUGAUGAAGUAUCUAAAGUGGGAGGGGGCCCAAUGA
Molecule: messenger RNA, 786 nt
Organism: Suillus plorans
Lineage: Eukaryota; Fungi; Basidiomycota; Agaricomycetes; Boletales; Suillaceae
Exons: 3
Coding region: 1-786 (261 amino acids)
Source: RefSeq, a predicted model, not a curated record